Heterocephalus glaber (naked mole-rat) is the source of this 5900-nucleotide messenger RNA. RefSeq names its product potassium voltage-gated channel modifier subfamily S member 2 (gene Kcns2). Gene Ontology annotation, biological process: action potential; protein homooligomerization; potassium ion transmembrane transport. Gene Ontology annotation, cellular component: membrane; voltage-gated potassium channel complex. NCBI's taxonomy places the organism in Eukaryota, Metazoa, Chordata, Mammalia, Rodentia, Bathyergidae. Gene Ontology annotation, molecular function: protein binding; voltage-gated potassium channel activity. The record is from RefSeq and is a predicted model, not a curated record.
GCGAUGCUCCCCUGCGGGUCUGGGAAGUUUCCCGCCGGCCUCGGCCGCGGGCGCCGCUGCUCCCAGGUGUAGCGCCCCCGCGCGGCGCGGGCGGCCGGGCAGCUCCAGCAUGACCCGCCAGAGCCUGUGGGACGUGUCGGAGGCCAACGUCGUCGAGGACGGCGAGAUCCGCAUCAACGUGGGCGGCUUCAAGAGGAGGCUGCGCUCGCACACGCUGCUGCGCUUCCCGGAGACGCGCCUGGGCCGCCUGCUGCUCUGCCACUCGCGCGAGGCCAUGCUAGAGCUGUGCGACGACUACGACGACGCCCAGCGGGAGUUCUACUUCGACCGAAACCCCGAGCUCUUCCCCUACGUGCUACAUUUCUACCACACCGGCAAGCUGCACGUCAUGGCCGAGCUGUGCGUCUUCUCCUUCAGCCAGGAGAUCGAGUACUGGGGCAUCAACGAGUUCUUCAUUGACUCUUGCUGCAGCUACAGCUAUCAUGGCCGCAAAGUGGAACCCGAGCAGGAGAAAUGGGACGAGCAGAGCGACCAGGAGAGCACCACAUCCUCCUUCGAUGAGAUCUUGGCCUUCUACAAUGACGCCUCCAAGUUCGACGGGCAGCCCCUGGGCAACUUCCGCAGGCAGCUGUGGCUGGCGCUGGACAACCCAGGCUACUCGGUCCUGAGCAGGGUCUUCAGUGUCCUGUCCAUCCUGGUGGUGCUGGGCUCCAUCAUCACCAUGUGCCUCAAUAGCCUGCCGGACUUCCAAAUCCCUGACAGCCAGGGCAACCCUGGCGAGGACCCCAGGUUCGAAAUCGUGGAGCACUUUGGCAUUGCGUGGUUCACAUUGGAGCUGGUGGCCAGGUUUGCUGUGGCCCCUGAUUUCUUCCAGUUCUUCAAGAACGCCCUAAACCUUAUUGACCUCAUGUCCAUUGUCCCCUUUUACAUCACUCUAGUGGUGAACCUGGUGGUGGAGAGUACGCCUACCUUGGCCAACUUGGGCAGGGUGGCCCAGGUCCUGAGGCUGAUGCGGAUCUUCCGCAUCCUGAAACUGGCCAGACACUCCACUGGCCUCCGCUCCCUGGGGGCCACCCUAAAGUACAGCUACAAAGAAGUAGGGCUGCUCUUGCUGUACCUCUCCGUGGGGAUCUCCAUCUUCUCCGUGGUGGCCUACACCAUCGAAAAGGAGGAGAAUGAGGGCCUGGCCACCAUCCCUGCCUGCUGGUGGUGGGCGACUGUCAGUAUGACCACGGUGGGCUAUGGGGAUGUGGUCCCAGGGACCACGGCAGGGAAGCUGACUGCCUCUGCUUGCAUCUUGGCAGGUAUUCUCGUCGUGGUACUGCCCAUCACCUUGAUCUUUAACAAGUUCUCCCACUUUUAUCGGCGCCAAAAGCAACUUGAGAGUGCCAUGCGCAGCUGUGACUUUGGAGAUGGAAUGAAGGAGGUCCCUUCAAUCAAUUUAAGGGACUACUAUGCCCAUAAAGUUAAAUCCCUCAUGGCAAGCCUGACGAACAUGAGCAGGAGCUCACCGAGUGAACUAAGUUUAAAUGAUUCCCUACAUUAGCCAGGAGGAGCUGUCAUCCUGAAACCCACAUUGCUGAGCUGCCGGGAAGCUUUGAGUUAUGGCGUAGGGAGUCUUCCCAAGCCUGAAGGGGGUAGAUGCAUGGGAUAGCACCCCAGGUCACUGUUAUGGUAUUUAGAGUCACUUUUAGGGGAUGGUGUGUCUGACACCAUGCCUUUGCAUCUUUCAACAAAAUGACACUCGCUGGUCUUUGCAGUGGGCAAAAAAUGGUGGGCAUAAAAUGCUCAUCUUUCUGCCAGCUGAGUACCCAGAAUGCCAAUUUCUCUGUCCACUGUGUACUCUAGUGCUUGUGCCCUGGUACUGUCUGUGAGUUGUUCGUGCUCCUGUUUCUGAGGUUGUUAUGUGAGUUCCGUACAAAAAGAAGCCCCCACAAGUCUGUCCAGUGGCAACUCAGCUGUCUAUGAAGUCAGCAAGGAUAGCAUGAGAUUUUGCUCACUGUCAUGUAAAGACAAAAUCUCAAUUCUUUAUCCGUUGCUUUCACUUAGUUUUAGUACCAAAACAAAAAGAAUGUAAAGGGAAGCACCCACAACCAACACAAGUCUGUGUGUUGUUUUUCUAGAUGACCUGUAGCUCUGUGGCUCACAUGGGUACAGCAAUCAUUUUUAGAAAGAUGUGCUUCAUGUUCAUCUGGUAGACGUUACUCUCUAGAGGAUGUUACUCGGUUAAACAUGUAGUGAAGAUUGAAGCAUUUUUUUCUUUCCAGAAACAUAUAUUAGAGACAGGGACUUCAGCUAAACACUGACCCAGUCCCUGGAUGCUCGACAUGGUCCAUGCAGGCUGGGCCCUGUCACCUGUGGUCAGGCCUCUGUCUUUCCCAGGGUGAUCCAAGAGACAUUGGUUCCUAGUUUAGGCUGUUUGACCAAAGUUUGCUGUGUCUUCUGUAUUAGCAUGUUUUUUGAAAUAUUUGUUUUUUAAGAUGUUUAGGAAUAAGGUCAUGUUGUCUUCCUCAACCUAGAGGAGGUUUACUGUUGUAUUGUCUCCCUGGUGUGAGCAUUGUUAGGUUGCUAGCAAGGGCGGUAGCCUAAAUACUUUUGUUGCCUGCUCUGAAAGCUCAUAAAAUGAAAGCCCUUUUUAUUUUCAAGCAAAAUUUGCUCAGAUAACUUUGCUUCUAGGAUACAGCAUGUUGUGUAUGAUGUUAGGAUUGCCUCAGAGUUCCUGCUGUGACAUGGAAACCUGGUGAUCGGGAAGUGUAUACCUACAAGAGAUGUGCAGAAGGCAGCAUGGCUUCGCCAGGAAGAACAGUACUCUGCUGACUUCCGUUCCAAUUGCCAUUUGUCAGAGGAGGGUGGGUAGAGGCUAGGAGAAAGAAAAGAGUUAUAAAACAAACAACUGCUAUUUCAUAAAUGUCAUGAAUAAUUAUAAACUUUGAGAAAAAGCUUAGGGCUAUUUCAAAAACCUUUAAAUUUGUCAGCUGUGCUGAAGGGAGACCACUGUUUCCUUCUCCAAAAUGCCCCAGCUCGCCCCCUUCAGUUACCCAGCACAAUGCAUUGCAAAGUGGAGCCUGGGCCCCUUGGUAAAAUAAUUUUUUCCAUCAUCUUGUCAGUAAGCUGAUGGUUUUCCAGGUGGCUUUCAUUAUGGUGCAGUCUUUGCCACAGCUAAGCGUGGAGUUAGGUGGGCUUUUUAGCCAAAGCUUGGGCCUUCUCUUCAGAGGCCUAUUUUGUGUUUUAGUUGGAUGAGGGUAAUCCACAUUCCAGGGGUGUGGAGAGGAUCUGCACAGAGGGCUUUUGUGUACUUGUAGUUACCAUGGCUACUACAGUGUGGGCGAUUUAUUGGAUGAAUUCGCUGGCCACUCAUGCCCUUGAGCCUCCAGUUCAAAUCCUUCCACAGCCUGGAGUCCUAUGAGGUGCAGAGAGGUAGCCACCUGUUAGUGCCUACAUCUUUUUCAGAAAAAUCAGGACAGGUGAGUGAGCCACCAGCCAGUGAGUCAGAAGAGCAAGGUUGUUUUUCAGAAUUUGUACUUGGAACUCUUGGCUUUGGCUGAGGUUCUUCAGCCUGGUAAGGCACGAGAAUUACAAAAUCAUCCCCAGCUGCAGCCAGGGCAGGUGAUGGUACAAACUGGUGAGGAUUGGUUUGUUUACCAAGGCGGGUGGUAUCAGGUCACUAAAUGUGGCAUCCGUGGUUACUGGCUAUGAAGGCUGUGCAAAGUGGAAAUGAGAAAGGAAGCAGACUAACUCAGUCUCUCUCAUGGAUUUUUUUCUAAGCAAGCAGGUUUACCGCCCAAACAAGUGGCACUCCAAGUGGUUGCCUUUGCAGAUGUGAAAGCUGGAAAACUUGACUCUUUUUUUUUGGUAAUGACUUGUAUUUUUCUGGUGCCUUUCAUUGGGGGAAUCCCAAAGUGCUUUAGAGACUGUGUUUUAAACAUCUCUUGUACAUAUAUGUAUACUUGUAAAAAAAAUAUUCCUUUGUCCGCUGGGACCUCCAGUCACUUCUGAGGAUGAGAUUGUCCCGAUAGCACUGAGUUCUCUACAGGAGGGUUUCAGAGAGUCGGCAGAGGGAACAGCAAGCUAGCUCGAACACUGUGGUGAAUUCCCACAAAGGAUGGAGGCCCAAGUGUGCCGCCGGGGAGUUCUUCCACCUCCAUCCAAAGUCCCACCGAGGUAGGAGGUUCACAGAGCUGUCGCAGAGACAAGCACUCUGACUGACUGCUGGCAGCACCUCACACAGCAGUACAGCAUCCUCUGGCCCCUGGAGUGAAGCAGGGAGGGUCAGGCUAACUUCCUGCUGUAAACACGAGGCCACCUUUGGCUACCAGGCUGUCAGACUGACCCAUAAACCUCCUUCAGGAGGACACAGUUGAUGCGAGAUCAUUUCCAGCUGUAGGCUUAGAGUGGCUUCACUCCCAACAUGUGAACAUGGCUCUUUUCAAUGCCACCGGGACAAAUAUAUGGGCCAGGUUUUAUCACAGCAUAUAGGAUGAGCAUCUCCAAGGGGCUGGUUUGGGAGAUGACAUCAAUUUACUACACAGAUGCACAUUGGUCUCAGAUUUGUGGUUUUUACCAAACCCCUACAUUUUUCGGGUUUGCUGCUAAGGAGGGGCAUGUUGUAAUGCCGAGUUGAUUUGUAGCUCGUCAGGUAGUAAUUGGUAUUUAAUAUUUGGGUUUGUUAUUUCCACUUAUCUUAGCACUCAAAUCACUGAACUACCUGCUCAUUCUUGCUUCAUUUCAAAGAAAAUGAUUUGUUACGCACUUUGGGGUAGCAGUGAUCUGUACAGGCCGCGUGGUAUGUAGUCGAAAGCUGAACUGCUAUUUCUUGUAUGUUUUAACAGCAUGACUUGCUGCAGAGUUGUAAUUUUAAACAUUGAGAACGCUGUAUUUGCAAUGUCAGUUCUAGCACUCAUUAACACACUACUGCGCCAGCAUCGACGCGGGCUCCGCUGAACCAUUAAAUCUGAUUGCUGUGCUGCCUCUCCGUGCCUCGACUCAGAAUGAGGCACAUGGCUGGCUUGCUCAGGCCUCCAGCCUCGCAAGUAUGCAGCUUACACAGAAAACAGCCAUCUCUGCUUCACAGAGGCCCUUCAACUCCCUAGCAAGUGGUGAACACAAGGACAUUUGAGGUUGGGGACCAGACUUCCUGAGAAAGUCUGGGCUUUUUGAGCAGUGGUUGGGCAGGAAAAGUUGGUUGUUCUUCACAGGGAGAUAGGGGUGGGGUCUCUUUGGGCAAGAGUUAGAGCCAGUGGAGUGCUUGGUAGGGGAAUGAUUGUGUAUUCUUGGAACCCUCUGACCCAGGGGCUCGCUGGGCUUUCCUCCUGCAUGCUGUCCUGCUCAGCACCUCUGACGGCCUGCCGUACCAACUCCUGGCCCGGGAAGCAGGCUAGGUGCUGGCCACCCGAGUGUCAUGGUUGGUUGCGUGUGAGUAUUGCUGGACCUCGUUCGGUGUCUCAGCUCCACGUGCCCUGGACUUGGAGUCUGAGCCUCCUGAAGGCCACUGGGAAUUAGUGGGAAGGACGCUGGGCUAAGGCCCCCCGCUCAGUUACUUCUGCCUUCAGCUCUUCCCGCUGCUGCGCGAGGAGGAGGUUGACCAUCCCAAGGCCCUCCCCAGGCGUUCCCCUCAGUUUGAAACAGCGUUUCUGUACACCUCUGUCUGCCCUCAUUACAGUCGCGAGCAGGUCCCGACAUUCCUAAUUGAUUUUUAAGCAAAGCAGAGGGACUGCUUACAAACAACCUUCUACUUGGUUUCCUUUCUCUCUUCAGCAGGCAGCCACAGUAGAUGACGGUUUGAGAGACAACAGCACCAAGGAAAUGCUUGGGCUAGUGUCUGUUUCAAGUGAAUAGAGUUUUUAAUCAUUAGCAAUUGUGGCCUCUGGGCUUUAUUUUGUUGUUUUUCUUUUUUUUGCAGU